This is a messenger RNA of Megalops cyprinoides (Indo-Pacific tarpon), 1124 nucleotides long. RefSeq names its product transmembrane protein 45A-like. The transcript has 6 exons. The record is from RefSeq and is a predicted model, not a curated record. NCBI's taxonomy places the organism in Eukaryota, Metazoa, Chordata, Actinopteri, Elopiformes, Megalopidae. Bases 73 to 894 code for a protein of 273 amino acids.
ACUGCUCGAUGUGUCUAAAAGUUUUAGGUUACUUCAUCUGAGAGUUGGCAGUGCACAGUAAAGUGAGGAGUCAUGGGAAAUUUCAAGGGCCACGCCCUGCCUGGCAGCUUCUUCCUGAUUGCAGGGCUGUGGUGGGCGGGGAAAUUCUCCUUCUGCUAUGCCACCCGCAGCAACAAGAGUGUAGGAUUCCUGGCCUCCAAGGCCAGACAGCGCUACCUGGAAGUCAUUGAGGCCUCUGUCAUGCUGUUCUUCUCUGUCACCGGCAUGUUGGCGGAGCAGUUUGUGUCCGAUGGGCCCUGGCUGCGUCUCUAUGACUACACUGAGCAGCGCUGGGACCGGCUGAUGAACUGGCAGCAUGCCACCAUGUACCUGUUUUUUGGGCUAGCAGGAUCCACGGCUCUGAUGGUCCACACCGCAGACAAGGCCCCCCUCGCUGCAGACCGCAUGAUGCUGGCCACCGCGUUCUUCACAGAAGGGUUCCUGUUCUUGUACCACCUCCACGGCCGUGCCCUGCUGGACGUGCAUGUCCACCAGCUGCUGCUGUAUGCCAUUUUCAGCAGCGCACUGACCACCUUUCUAGAGGUGUUCCAGCGGGGCAAUGUCCUGCUGGAGCUGCUGCGAGCUGCACUGUGUCUGCUGCAGGGAACCUGGUUCUGGCAGAUUGGCUUUGUGCUCUACCCCCCCAGCAGUCUGGAGGAGUGGGACCUGAAGGACCACAACAACGUGAUGUUCAUCACCAUGUGCUACUGCUGGCACUUGGCCUUUGCCCUGCUGGCCGUGUCUGUGGUCUACUGCACCGUGUGCUGGCUGGUGCGGUCCAGGUUCAGGAGGAUGCGGUCAGCGGAGAUGGGCCUCCUGAAGACCAUGGAGCAGGAGUCGGAGGAUGAGGUGUAGUCCUGCUACGCCUGCCCCCACUCCUCUCACUCAGCUGCGGACAGCAGGACUGGGGCAGGUUCCAGCACCAGGUGUCCCAUCUAGCAGUGACCUCCCCCCAGCCUCCCACCGCACAGCGUAGCACCUGGUCCGUCCAACACCAUCCAAUGAACCAGCCAUCCUGCCAUGCUGCUAGCCCCUUGGUCUGGAACCCUGACUUAUGCAGCAUGCCUCCAGACAGCCCAGGAGCU